AUGAACACUUCAUCAGUUCCAACUAAAGCACCAUGUCUGCAAAAUGAAGACUUCCUGUCAACAAUUAUGGCUCCAGCAAUUACAGUCAUCUUCAUUUUAGCUGCAGGCUUCAACAGUUUCUCCUUAUGGAUAUUGUGCUUUCAAGUAAAGAAAAAGACUCCGAUUGAUAUUUUGAUGCUCAAUCUGUGCGUAGGUGAUUUGCUGUUUUCAUUCACCAGCCCCUUUUUGAUCAUUUACUACAGCCACAAUCAUUGGAUAUUUGGGAGCUUUAUGUGCAAACUCCAAGUAUUCUUCACCAGUGGCUGUGUGUUGGCAAGUCUCUUCUUCCUGGCAUGCAUCAGCAGCUACCGCUGUUACAUGAUCACCAAACCCAUCCAGUUUCAACACAGAAUUACAAAGAAACGUACUAUUGCCAUCAGUAUAAUAAUAUGGUUGUUGGCUUGUGGUUUCUCGAGUCCAUCCUUUUACAUGAUCAACAAUUUUGAAAUGAAUGGAAAACUGUAUUGUUUGAGUUUUAAUGAACCACAUGUCUCACGCAUUUUACUGCCGUCAGGUAUUAUCUUAUUUGUUGUGGGUUGUGCAAUUCCAUUUGGAUUUCUGCUGGUCUCCACAAUAUUAAUGCAACGGGAAUUGGCCAAUUCUGCAUUAACAUCUCAAUCGCAACAAAGGAACCAACAUGCUGUCAAGAUGAUGGUAUUCGUAUUAUUCGUCUUCAUCAUCUGCUUUUUCCCUUUAGCUGUGGGGCACUUUUUGAUUGCUACUGUAGAUCGCAACAACUGUCUACUUUUCCAAAGAGCUGGCAUGGUUUACUAUUCAAGUCUUCUCUGCACUCACAUCAAUGGUGUUCUGGAUCCGAUUGUGUAUUAUUUUGCUAGCACCAAGUACAGAUCAAUGGUCAUUAAAGUCAUGAAAAGCUGGAAAUGCUUUAAAAAGCCUGUGGCUGCCAGCAGGGACCUGAAUGUCAAUGAAUAA
Carcharodon carcharias (great white shark) is the source of this 972-nucleotide messenger RNA. RefSeq names its product proteinase-activated receptor 2-like. NCBI's taxonomy places the organism in Eukaryota, Metazoa, Chordata, Chondrichthyes, Lamniformes, Lamnidae. Gene Ontology annotation, biological process: G protein-coupled receptor signaling pathway. Gene Ontology annotation, cellular component: plasma membrane. The transcript has a single exon. Bases 1 to 972 code for a protein of 323 amino acids. Gene Ontology annotation, molecular function: G protein-coupled receptor activity. The record is from RefSeq and is a predicted model, not a curated record.